ACAGAGAAAAAGCGUUACAGCCUGCAGCACCUCGGACAGUGCAGGAGAGCGCGAGCAGCAGCAGCAGCAGCAGCACCUCGGACAGUGCCAGACACAGCGAGCGCCAAAGCAUUCAGCCCAGACUCACUGGGACCGACCCAACAUGCCUAAAGGUUUCCUGGUCAAGCGCAACAGGAAGUCCCCGCCGGUGUCCUACCGAGUGCGGGAAGAUGAGGAGAACCGCGGGGAGUCGCUCCCGGGCUGGAUGCUCUUAGCGACCAUGUGUCCCACCGGCGGGGCCCCACCUCCUUCCAGUCCCGAAAGACUCGCCUCCGCGGCCCCAUCCUGCAACAACCCCCGGCCGCCCCCCGCCGGUCAGUUCGGGAACCCCGAGGCGGUGCCGCAGACUCUGUACAGCCCGACCCGCCCGGUCAGCCGGGAGCAGCGCGAGAGGAAAUACCUGGGAUCCCCGGUGUCUGCAGAGUCUUUCCCGGGCCUGGGCAGCUCCAGCGAGGCGCUCCUCUUCCCUCCCACGAGCACUGCCAAUGGGCAUCACGGACUGGCGCUCCUGCCCCCGGUCUCCUCCUCCUCUUCCAUCAGCCGCACUCACGGCAAGAGACCGGCCCCCGAGCCCGACGUUAAAGCCGGCGCUGCCCCCGGCACUGCCUGUAAACCCCCCGCCGCCAAGAAAACCAAAGCCAUCCGCAAGUUGACCUUUGAGGACGAGGUGACAACAUCCCCGGUGCUCGGGCUGAAAAUCAAGGAAGGACCGGUGGAGCCUCCCCGCCCUCGUGCCCCCAGCUCCGGCCCCCGACCCCUGGGCGAGUUCAUCUGCCAGUUGUGUAAGGAGGAGUACAGCGACCCCUUCUCUCUGGCACAACACAAAUGCUCCAGAAUCGUCCGGGUAGAAUACCGCUGCCCAGAGUGCCACAAGGUGUUCAGCUGCCCCGCCAACCUGGCCUCCCACCGCCGCUGGCACAAGCCCCGACCCCCAGCCGUCCCCGCAGUCCAACCCAAGGAAGAGGCCCUGAGUGACCGGGACACCCCCAGCCCCGAGUCCGGCUCAGAAGACGGUCUGUACGAGUGCCCGCGGUGCGCCCGCAAGUUCCGGCGUCAGGCUUAUCUGAGGAAACACCUGCUGUCGCACCAAGUGGCCAAGGAGCCGGAAGAGGCCGGUCACAUGAUGUACCAGAGCGACGAGCAGCGGCCUCAAGCCAAGAGUCCCCCCAGCCUAAAUGUCCCCCAGGAGUGUCACCCGUGCCCUGUGUGCGGAGAAACCUUCCCGGGGAAGAGCAGCCAAGAGCGUCACAUCCGCCUCCUUCAUUCCUCUCAGCUGUACCCCUGCAAAUACUGCCCCGCCACCUUCUACAGCUCCCCCGGCCUCACCCGCCACAUCAACAAGUGUCACCCCUCCGAGAACAGACAGGUCAUCCUGCUGCAAGUGCCCGUGCGCCCGGCCUGCUGAGCCCGCAACAACUUCUUAGGACUUAGGGGUCACUCGUUGGGUCAGACUGCAGAUCUAGGGGAGCGGGUAGAGACCUUCAGUCCUGUUGCAGAGCGACCUGGUGCUGAACUCUGCCUGCUGUGCCCCUUAAAUGGACAAUGGAAGGGACCAUCUUGCACUAAAGGGGGGGGGGUUGUGCCCUACCGAUACCUAUAGACUCACUGCCCCAACACUCACACACACACUCCCCUUAAAGAUUUUCAAGAAGCUCCUGCUGUGGCCACGGGACUCGCAUUCCUGACUAGUCUGUGCCUUUCCCGACGCAUCCAAUGCCAUUCUGCCCACAGGGCACUGCCACCCGCCAAAUCAGCAGCCGACCACAGCAGCCAUAGGCCCAAGUGCAUUACAUUGUGGUUAUUGUGCUUUAAAGCGACUCAGCGUUAUCUCCAUGACCCCCCUCAGUGCCCAAGUGGUCCAUUCCGACCCGGGGACACUCACAACGGGGGAGGGGGAGCACUUUCUGCUUUAUUUAUUGUGUCGAUUUCCUCGGAAUCUGUGUCUGUGCAAAUGACUGUGUCCGCCCAUGAGUCGCUUCUACAAUGAGAUAAAUGUAUAUUGCCCAGUUGCCAUCCACUCACUGUUACAGCAUUUGUGAUGCCCUGACACUCGCCUCCCCCCCCCGCCAGUUGGAUGUGCUCAUUCCAGUGACUGCUGCUUGUGACACCGACAGCUCAGAAUUGGGAGGGCAAAGUUAUUUUUUUUCGGGGGGGGGGGGGGGGCUCAUUUGUUCACUGUAUGUUUUAAAAAUGGUCAGAUCGCAGGGUUUGUGGUGUAAGUGAUGUGCUUAACCCCUGCAAUGCUGGAGGGAGCUGCAGUAAUUUGUAGAGUAUCCCCCCCUCCAGUCUGACUCAGUUAAACCCAUCGCUGCCAUUAGGGAGACACCCCCCCCUCCCAGCAGCAGUUAAUGUCGCCUGUGCUUUUGUAGCCUCUUGUCUUGAUAUCAAUGUGCUUUGUAGCCUAUGGGGUUAAUGUUCUGCCUUGAUGCCCCCCGGCCUGCACUCUCUCUACUCUCCCAUUAGCUUUAUACACUGGCCGGGGGGCUGCUCAACUCUGUCUUUCUCUCCUCAUUUUUGGGGGAAGGAGGAGACUUUACUUUAGUCUUAGCCACAAAUGCCUUGAAGUCAUUAUUUUCUCUAUUAACUCUGGAGUAGUCACUGCCUUGUCCCCCCCAGUGUAGGACCAACACUCCAUGGACCUUGGCUCCUUUAAACUUUUGUGUCACUUGUUUUCUUCCCCCUCAUUCUCUAAAAUCUGUUGUGUAAGCCCCGCCCCCAUGCGUUCACUAUCCCAAAUGUAUAUGUUGAUUUUAUGAUUAAUUAUGUUUAUUUAUUUUUUAUUUAUUGACGAGAAUGAUGAAGAUAUGACUUUUAUUCGAUCUCUUUCGUUGCCUAGAUAUACAUAUAUAUAUUUUGCCAUGACUUCUCACUGUGGAUUUCAGCUUUUCCUUCGCUUUAAACCCUGAACUGAACGAGAGAAUGUAGAUCAUUGUCACCUUCUUAUAGCUCUUAUGUCUAGACAAAAUCUCUUUUGUACACAACAUUAUUUUCCUAACUGUAAUAGGCAUUUAUUAGAGUGCUUCAAUAGAACUGUUCUACUGUCUAACGAUUUGCUAUUCAAAUAAAAUUAUUUUCAAAUUCAAA
This is a messenger RNA of Xenopus laevis (African clawed frog), 3123 nucleotides long. RefSeq names its product insulinoma associated 1 L homeolog (gene insm1.L). NCBI's taxonomy places the organism in Eukaryota, Metazoa, Chordata, Amphibia, Anura, Pipidae. Gene Ontology annotation, biological process: tissue development; system development; neuron differentiation. Gene Ontology annotation, molecular function: RNA polymerase II cis-regulatory region sequence-specific DNA binding; DNA-binding transcription repressor activity, RNA polymerase II-specific; DNA-binding transcription factor activity. The record is from RefSeq and is marked provisional. Gene Ontology annotation, cellular component: transcription repressor complex; nucleus.